AAACCAUCUUUUUUUUCCCAUUAAAUCUCGUCCCAUCUCUCCAAUUUCUCCUUCUUCACCCCAAAAGGCCAAAAUUUCUUCAGAAAGAGAGAGAAAAUGUCACAAAUGCAGCGCAGGAAGGUAGAUUGGUCAUCACUCCCUGAAGAAUUGCUCGAAAAAAUCGGACAUUGCACAGGUUCGCGCCUCGAACGCCUCCGAUUUCGAUCAGUUUGCAGGAAAUGGCGAUCUUCACACUCUUACCCUGUAUCACCAUACCUCUUAUAUCCCACCCUCCCUAAAACAAUCCCAAUUUUCUCUUCCUCCAUUUUCCUCGAAUCAAAUCGCCUCGUUUACCUCGCGGGCAGUGCUCUUUACCUCAUCCAACCCCAUCAAGAUUCCGACCCUAGUAUCUCUUCCAAAUCUUGGAUUGUUUCAAUUGAGGAGUUAAACCGCCGUCGUUUUCGGGUUCGUUUUCCCCUUACGAAAAACCACAUCAAAGAUCUUCCCAACAAUUUCCCCAAAUCCCUCAAUAUUUCCAAUUUCAGAGCAACCCACAUCGGGGAAGGCCUUAAAUUGAGCUUCUCUAAUGGAAAUGAAGAUGUCUUCCGAUUUGAGGGUUUCCAACCUUGUUGUAAUUACCCAACAAAGAGUAAAGUAGUUCUGUUUUACGAUGAUGAUUCUCCCACUGAUGAUACUUGGUCUGUAAUGGUACUUUUGCUUAGCCAAGGUGGGAGUUUGGGUACUUUGAAGUUAGAUGGGCAGUGGAAUUUCAUUGAUCGUGGCCCUGGUUUUCAUUUCGAUGAUGUGAUAAGCUUGCGGCGAGGCGGGAAGCUUUGCGGUGUUGAUCGUGAAGGCACAGCUUAUCUCAUCGAUGGGAGUGAAAACAAGGUAAUUGAAACAAUGAGUGAGCCUCUUUGCACAAUACACACACAUUGUUAUGCAAGAGUUAGCCGUAAAUUAUUGGUAUUGAUUAGUGGUUCGGUGUUCAUGGUUGUUAGAAAAGAAAGUACAUUCGAGGUUUAUGUAUUGAUGGAAAGUGAACAUACAUGGAUUAAGAUGACUGAUAUUGGAGAUUGGAUUGUGUUCUUGACUUAUGAUAAUGCCUUUGCUGUUAAGGCUGAGAAAAUACCUGGAUGUAGGGGGAAUUGCAUUGUGUUCCCUAAGAACUUAUUUGCGCUCCAUUCUCGUGAGUUUUGUAAGGAUUAUAAGCUUUUUGAGGGAGUAAGCAAGUAUAGUGAGGUUGGUUUGUUCUAUUUGGAUGAGGAUCAUUGUCGUCUCUUAGAUACUGAACCGGACUUGUCUGAGUUGUUUUGGCCUCCUCCUUCGUGGCUUUCGCGGGGUUCAGAACCCCAACCAUGGGAUUCUGCGGAAGAUGAAGACAUGGAUGAUUCAUUCAGUGAUGUUGGUUCGAUGUUGGGAUCAGAGGAAGAGUUAUCUCCUUCCCUUUUGCAGCAUAUAGAGGAGGGAAUGGGAGCUGUUCAGGGUCAUUCUCAAUCUGCUAACCAAGGUGAAGGUGACGAAUCUCAACAAGAGAUUCCUGAUGAGAACAACAUUGGUUCUGCUCCAGACGAGAACAACAGUGGUUCAGUUCCAGUCAAUAGUAGUGAAAAUGAGUCAGCUGAGGAUGUUGCAUCAGAAGAAACGAGUAUAUUCGAAGCACUUGAAAUUAGGCCUGAUUUAAUCCCAGUGUUGCAGAAACUAUGGGAGAAGUAUGGAAAUAUAAUAGAAGAACAUGCAGUCUGUAGUAAUGGCCUUCUGACAUGGGGCUUAGAGUCUCUAGCAAAGAUGUUAGUUACUCUCCAAAACAACACGGCCACCUCCUUGAAUGAAUACCAAGCUGAUUACUUGAAAUCUACUCUAGUCGACCUCCAAUCGAUGAAUUUCAAAUUAGACUGGCUAAGUCCGUAUGUUGAAAGAGCUUUAGCCCUUCACAACAACAAGGAACAGGUCGAUACUAUGAUCGAGCUUGAGGCAACAAGAUCCAAGCUGCGUGCCGAGUUACAUGAGCUAGAAGUUAGAUUGAAGGAGAUUGUAGGUGAGGAGAUUGAGAAUGUGAUGGCUUCAACACCUUUAAUUCUAGAGAAUAGUUGUCCACUAUUUCUGCUUUAGGGUAUUCCCCAUCUUUAUAGGGUAGGGUUACUUAUGUUCACAGUUUAUCCCUAGAUUGCUUAACUAUGAAUUUAUGAUCUACUGCAUGUAUAUAAAUCUCCACUUUGUUGGAAUGUUGUUUUUACUUCUUUCAAUAACUAAAUCUAGUCCACUACAAUCUAAUUUACCAACAA
Molecule: messenger RNA, 2261 nt
Organism: Spinacia oleracea (spinach)
Lineage: Eukaryota; Viridiplantae; Streptophyta; Magnoliopsida; Caryophyllales; Amaranthaceae
Product: F-box protein SKIP23
Exons: 4
Coding region: 97-2088 (663 amino acids)
Source: RefSeq, a predicted model, not a curated record